This is a messenger RNA of Cornus florida, 1227 nucleotides long. RefSeq names its product gamma-interferon-responsive lysosomal thiol protein-like. The transcript has 5 exons. Gene Ontology annotation, molecular function: oxidoreductase activity, acting on a sulfur group of donors, disulfide as acceptor. Lineage: Eukaryota; Viridiplantae; Streptophyta; Magnoliopsida; Cornales; Cornaceae. Bases 170 to 979 code for a protein of 269 amino acids. The record is from RefSeq and is a predicted model, not a curated record.
UACUAGGUCUUAUCAUGAACUAUUGACGGGCUCUGCGUUUGCCACCAAAGUCUGUCAGCUCCAACUGGAAGAAAUGGCGUAACUAAUACCUCUGUCUUUAUCUCUCUCACGCACACACUCUCUCUCACACACAACCCCUGAAACCAAAACCUCCAAUUCGAAGCUUUUAAUGGCUUAUCAUCAGUUAAUCACUCUCUCUCUCCUUUCUUAUAUGCUCUUCUUCGUCUCCCUCUUUCCUCAUUCUUCAACAUCAGCAACAUUUUCUUCGGCAUCGUCUCCCGAUUCUUCCGAUAAAGUCUCUCUGGGAUUGUACUACGAAAGCCUGUGUCCUUACAGUGCCAAUUUCAUCAUCAACUAUUUAGAUAAUAUCUUCACUAAUGGUCUCAUCGACAUCGUCGAUCUCACCCUCUUCCCUUGGGGCAACGCCAAGAUCAAAGGCAACAACACCGUCGUUUGCCAGCAUGGGCCAUUUGAAUGCUUGCUGAACACUGUGGAGGCAUGUGCAAUCAGUGUUUGGCCUGAUCUGAACGAGCACUUUCCUUUUAUCUAUUGCAUUGAGACUUUGGUCUACAACCGGACAUACCCCGAGUGGGAAUCAUGUUUUGAGAAAUUGAGUUUGGAUCCAACACCAAUUUCCGAUUGCGUUAGUACCGGAUAUGGGGCGGAGCUUGAACUACAAUAUGCAGCAGACACAAAUGCCCUUGAACCUCCUCAUGAAUAUGUGCCUUGGGUAGUUGUUGAUGGACAGCCACUCUAUGAGGACUAUGAAAACUUUAUAAGCUAUAUCUGUAAAGCUUAUAAAGGGACUACCGUGCCCAGUGCCUGCAGUGACUUGUCCCUUGACGCCAUUCCAGAGGAGAAAGCAAACUCUAAGCCUUCAGUCUGCUACACUGAAGAAACAACAAAGCUGACAUUAUCAACAAUAAGAUCAGUGAUAUCAUCCUGGAUUAGCCAGGUUUACAUGGCAGCUUCGGUAUAAAUGUCCUGCAGUUUCAUAUACGUGAUCUAAUACAGUUUCUGCUGCUGCUAUCACCAAUUGUUGGGUAGUAUAGUGAAGAGCCGGUCACCAGAACAGAUGGUAUUAUUUGUUAUAACUGUGAUGUUCUUUGCUGUUAACUAAUAAUAAUACUGGUGAUCGAUUGAGAUCUCUCUGUGUCUCUCUUUUUUGGGGGGCUUAAUGUAUAUACUGUUCGAUUAUCCUUGCAAAUUUUUACACAUCUUUGAAAA